AUGCGUCCCCAUCGUCUCCUUGCAUCACGUACAAGAAUGGCGAACGACUAUGCCCCAACUUCAACGGGUUCUCCUAGUAACCGAGUGAACAACUGCCAAAUAUCAGGGCCCCAAAACAAUGAAAACGUAUGCCUGCCUCAUGAGCCAUCGGUUGAACAUUCAUUAGCAUCCUCCUCUUCCUUUGCCGUCAACUCAAGAACCCAUGCCAAUUUGAAUUCCACCUCAUCUCCUGCAAGAAGGACAUCUUCUCUGGGUAACUAUGAGCGACCCAACCACUCAUAUGCUUUAUCGCCCUCUUCUUCUCCCCAACUUCCUCCUAUUUCGGCAAACGGAAGAGUAACCGCUGGAAAUCAUCGAGUAGAAAACUUUCAAUUACGAUUGGAUGACACAGUAAGUUGUCGAAGAAGAGGGGAACUAAAUGUUGGAGUAGAAACAGGUGACAUAAUUUCUGAGCUUCCAGAGCCUGAGGACCGAACGAGUUCGACUCAAUGCCAAUCUGAAAGCCAGGUGGGUACUUUGUAA
Molecule: messenger RNA, 522 nt
Organism: Protopolystoma xenopodis
Lineage: Eukaryota; Metazoa; Platyhelminthes; Monogenea; Polystomatidea; Polystomatidae
Source: the annotation of a GenBank genome assembly